This is a messenger RNA of Sitophilus oryzae (rice weevil), 518 nucleotides long. RefSeq names its product 60S ribosomal protein L28 (gene RpL28). The transcript has 5 exons. The record is from RefSeq and is a predicted model, not a curated record. The coding region runs from base 67 to 480 and encodes 137 amino acids. Gene Ontology annotation, biological process: translation. Gene Ontology annotation, cellular component: ribosome; cytosolic large ribosomal subunit. Gene Ontology annotation, molecular function: structural constituent of ribosome. NCBI's taxonomy places the organism in Eukaryota, Metazoa, Arthropoda, Insecta, Coleoptera, Curculionidae.
AUAAACUUCUGUCAAUUGUGUCAAUUCCGCCAUCUUUUUUAUUGAAUUUUUGAGAAAGAUUCAAAAAUGUCUUCACAUCUAGUUUGGAGUAUUAUUCGCAAUAAUAAUGCCUUCCUGCUUAAGAAGCGCAAUAUUUCCAAACCGUUCAGCACUGAAUCCAACAACUUAACCAAUCUUAGCUCGUACAGAUAUAAUGGACUUGUCCAUAAGAAGUCUCUUUCUAUCGUGGACGCUCCAGACAAGAAGGGCUUUACUGUUGUUUACAAGAAAUCCAAGAAACAACGUAAACCAAGACAAAACUUGGUAAAGAGGACCUUCAAAUCAGGACCAAGAAGAUCCUUGUUCAAACUGAAGACUUUGUUAGAAGGUAACAAAUACCGUACAGACUUAACAAAGGCUGCCCUAAGAAGAGCCAGUGCAGUUUUACGCUCACAAAGACCCCAACCAGCUAAAAAGCAAAAGGUCAAAAAAACUGAAUAAUUUUAUUAUGAUUAAGAAAUAAAAAACGUUAAAACUUC